Messenger RNA from Schistocerca serialis cubense, 1020 nucleotides. RefSeq names its product L-lactate dehydrogenase-like. NCBI's taxonomy places the organism in Eukaryota, Metazoa, Arthropoda, Insecta, Orthoptera, Acrididae. Gene Ontology annotation, molecular function: L-lactate dehydrogenase (NAD+) activity. Gene Ontology annotation, cellular component: cytoplasm. Gene Ontology annotation, biological process: carboxylic acid metabolic process. The coding region runs from base 1 to 1020 and encodes 339 amino acids. The transcript is spliced from 7 exons. The record is from RefSeq and is a predicted model, not a curated record.
AUGAGCAUGAUGAGGAAGGCGCUGAUGACGACGGUGAGCCCGCCGCCGCCCACUGCCGGCUCCAAGGUCACCGUCGUCGGCUCCGGAGCCGUCGGCAUGGCCUGCGCCUUCUCCAUCAUGAUGGAGGAGCUGUGCAGCGAGCUGGCACUAGUGGACGUGAUGGCGGAGAAGCUACAGGGGGAGACCAUGGACCUGCAGCACGGCGCGCCCUUCCUGCGACAUGCCAAAGUCGUCUGUGGCACAGACGCGGUCGUUGCAGAGUACGACGUGACGGCCGGCUCCAAGGUGUGCGUGGUGACGGCUGGCGCGCGUCAGCAGGAGGGAGAGUCCCGGCUCGACCUGGUGCAGCGCAACGCCAACAUCUUCAAGAGCAUCAUUCCCAACCUCGUCAAGCACAGCCCCGAUUGUAUCCUGCUCAUCGUCUCCAAUCCAGUUGACAUCCUGACGUACGUGGCGUGGAAGCUGAGCGGGCUGCCGAAGAACCGCGUGUUCGGCUCGGGCACCAACCUGGACUCAGCUCGCUUCAGGGUCUUCAUCGCAGAGAGGCUGGGCGUCUCUCCAUGCAGUGUCCACGGCUGGAUCAUCGGCGAGCACGGCGACUCCAGUGUGCCCGUGUGGUCUGGGGUGAACGUGGCGGGCGUGCGGCUGCGGGACCUGAAUCCCUGCAUCGGCACCGACAAGGACCCCGAGAACUGGAAGGAGCUGCACAGCCAAGUCGUCGACAGCGCGUACGAGAUCAUUAGGCUCAAGGGCUACACGUCCUGGGGCAUCGGAUGCAGUGUUGCGGACAUCGUCGCCACUAUCCUCAGCAACGCUAUGAAAGUCUUGCCUCUUUCUACCUAUGUUAAGGGUUGCCAGCACGGGCGAGACCGCGAGGUGUUUCUGUCGCUGCCGUGCGUGGUGGGCGAGACAGGCAUCACGCACAUCGUCAAGCAGCCGCUUACGGAGACGGAGAAGAAGCAGUUGCACGAUUCCGCCACCAUCAUGCACGAAGUGCAGGAGGGGCUCGACCUCUCCUGA